Molecule: messenger RNA, 1621 nt
Organism: Penaeus vannamei (Pacific white shrimp)
Lineage: Eukaryota; Metazoa; Arthropoda; Malacostraca; Decapoda; Penaeidae
Source: RefSeq, a predicted model, not a curated record
CGUUCUCAUUGGCUCAUCUUGUCAUUGCCAAGUGUCAAAGCUUUCCUUCCGAAGAGAAGUGGCAAUUCGUAAAUAAUUAUCCAAAUAAUGAAUAAAACCCACAUCAGCUCAACUCCAGGACGAUUAAAGAAAUGAAGUGGCAAUUUAUCGAGACCACACCGCAAAUCAGAUCCAAGAAAGGACGCAUCCCAAGAAAGGAAACAAAAAAACAAUGUUUUUAUCGGAUCGAUUUUCAUAGCAAUGUUUACGAGAGUCAGAUGAUCGCGAUGACAGACUCUCAGUGAUCAAUAAUGGACGUAUUAUUACUCUUAUUUCCGGGGAUUACACGAAAACCAGAACAUGUGAAGGUGCAAAGACGGAAGGGCUUUCACCAGUGUUAAUAAGUGUUAGAUGCUUUUUGUCCUGGAGCAGAAGGAAGAAGAAGAGGAAGGUCUUCUCGCUCUCAGGUGCUGCUGUCUUGACCCUUUCUCGCUCUCUUUUCCCCCCCUUAACUGUUAUUUUCGGUUCUAAUAAGCCCUCGAAUUUCGACUUCCGAUUUUCGCCUCACUCAAGAUCCUCAGCAAUCACUCGUUUAAGCUCCGCCGCUGGCUUGAACGGGGAAACUCUCAUAUGUCAUGGGCUCGUUAAAUUUGGUAGUUCCCCUUGUGAUGUGGGGGCGGGAGGCCCCCACUCACGACAUAUCUUGCGUCCUUUUCACCCGAGACGUCCGCACAAUUGUGACAGGAUCAAGGGAUGGCCAGAUAUGUGUUUGGGACUUUGAACCUCCUACAUUAAAGCUGACACCACGAUGCUUACUUGUCGGACACACUGCCAGUGUCACCUGUCUGGCUCAAGGUGGAAAAGCCCGUGGUACUUCAUAUAUAGUUAGCUCCUCUGAAAAUGGUGAGAUGUGUACGUGGGACCUACGUGAUGGUCGAUGUGUUGAAGUUCUCAAGUCUGCCAACGUCCACUCUUCUAUGACAGCCUAUCAGAUGCUUAAUGUUACUGAUGUUCGAUUAUUCUGCGUUGGCAACUAUCCAGAGAUUCUUGUGUAUGACCCUCACACCUUAGAUAUCCUGUUCUCUCUCGCUGCACGUAUACAACCAGAUUGGAUCUCAGCAUUGCAUAUAUUAAGGCCUCCUCGCCGAAACGAUGAAGUUGUGUUGGGAGUAACCACAGGGGGCUGGGUGAAAGUGUGGACAGUGAGUGAGAAGGAAGUCCGGCCACGGGAACCCAUAUUUGAACAUGAGUCUAAGAUGAUCAGAUCUCUGAAUGCUCUGUGCCUCGUUUGUUGUACUUACAACCAACGAACCGUCCUAAUAGUCACACAAGAUGAUUGGCAGAUAUAUGAUGCUGGUGACUUUUCACAACUCUGCCAUGUUGGGGGAAUCCCUGGUGAGAGAUGGAUGGGCGGAGAUUUUCUGUCAGCUGAUCGCGUGCUUGUCUGGAAUGAUAUGGGUCAGGCAUAUAUCUACAAGCUGCCUACAAAGUUAUUGAGGGGGGCAGCUGUUAGCUGUAUUGUUGAAAGCAGAGCAUUUCACAACAAGCAAGCAGAAGGCGAUAACCCAAUCCUGUAUGGCAUUGUCCAGCCAACAAGCAAAGAGCAACUUGUUAAUGCACCAGCAUGGCAGUUUAUGACAAU